CUGUGAUCCAGGAGGAGAGAAACACCCUGAAAACUGGAUCUGAAGAAGAAGCACAAAGGCCAUGAUCGACUGGCCUAAUGUGACAGCGUCCAGCUACGAGGAGCUGGGCCUAAAACCUGAGGAGCUGCAGAGAUCCAAAUGUGUCCUGGGCUUCAUUCCGGUCAUUUACUACAGUGUUCUGCUUUGUGUGGGAGUCCCAGUAAACAUCCUCACAGCAGUGGCCCUGUGCAGACUGGCAUGCCGCACCAAGAAACCUCUGUACUACUACCUCUUAGCAGUGACCGGCUCAGAUAUCCUUUCCCAGCUCUUCAUCAUCUUUGUUGGAUUCCUGCUAGAGACGGCUGUUUUUCACCGCGACGUCCCUACCGUCCUGCUGCACGUAGUCAGUGCUGCAGAGUUUGCUGCCAACCAUGCCUCCAUCUGGUCCACCAUACCCCUUACUGUGGACCGGUAUGUGGCACUGUGCCACCCCUUGCUCCACCGACAGAUCAGCUACCCGGCACGGGCCAGGAAGAUCAUUGCAGUGGUGCUGGUAUUGUCGCUUAUGUCGGGCAUACCUUUCUUCUGGUGGUCAGACGUGUGGAGAGACAGCCACCUUCCCACGGUGCUGGAUGCAGUCCUCAUAUGGACACAUGUUACUAUCAUCUACUUCCUGCCAUGCAGCAUCUUCUUGGUGCUGAACUCUUUAAUAAUCCGCAAGCUGAGGAUAAGGCAGAGGCAUCAGCCCUGCCAAGAGGAGCGUGGGCCUCCACGCCGACUAGGAAAAACCACGGCCAUGCUGCUGGCGCUCACCUCUGUGUUCUCAGUUCUGUGGGCUCCUCGGACUGUUGUAGUCAUCUACCACCUGUAUGUUUCCUCAGUUCACCAGAACUGGCGGGUCCACUUGGCCUACGACCUGUCCAAUAUGCUGGCCAUGCUCAACACGGCUGUCAACUUUUUCCUUUACUGCUUCGUCAGCAGACCUUUCCGCAGCGUCGUGCGGGAUAUUGUGCUGCUCAGAGGAGGGCCGCUGCACCCUCGCCUGCCUCUGCCCCAGCAGCAGGCCCACAACAACGCCUCCAACUCAUCUCUCUACAGUGGGAACAAUAAACGCUCGCAGCGAGACUCCACUCCCCUAUCACCUCGUAGAAACAGAAAGCCCUCGUGACCUGGUGUUUCCCCCCAUUAAUCCAAAACACCCGUCGUCCCACGGUCCCGGUGCACAUCAAACCCCUGGGACCAGCGCUGCGUUCCAGACACGACCGUGGACAGUUGCCAGUCAGCCCUGGAGCUCUCUCACAGGGCUCCAAAUGAUCUGAACUUUCAUGUUUUUUUGUCUUCUUUGACCUGGAGUUGUUUGUUUUAGUAAAUCAAGCAAAAUGACUGUUUAUUUAUCUUUGCAACAAAGAAUUUGACAAA
Molecule: messenger RNA, 1398 nt
Organism: Poeciliopsis prolifica (blackstripe livebearer)
Lineage: Eukaryota; Metazoa; Chordata; Actinopteri; Cyprinodontiformes; Poeciliidae
Gene: gpr142
Product: G protein-coupled receptor 142
Exons: 3
Coding region: 62-1147 (361 amino acids)
Biological process (GO): G protein-coupled receptor signaling pathway
Cellular component (GO): membrane
Molecular function (GO): G protein-coupled receptor activity
Source: RefSeq, a predicted model, not a curated record